Molecule: messenger RNA, 2199 nt
Organism: Colletotrichum siamense
Lineage: Eukaryota; Fungi; Ascomycota; Sordariomycetes; Glomerellales; Glomerellaceae
Product: Kelch repeat-containing protein
Exons: 5
Coding region: 1-2199 (732 amino acids)
Source: RefSeq, a predicted model, not a curated record
AUGGCUUCCACGCGCUCCGUGUUGUUCGCGGCCUUGGUCGGCCUCACGGCUGGUCAGUAUGAAGGAUGGAUGCCCGGACAAAUCAGUGCAAGUAUGUGCUACUGGGAAGCACCAAGAGCUGCUGUUAUUCGCGACACGCUCUGGCUUGAUGGCGGAGACUUGGCCUGGACGCAGCAGCUGCCAAAUGAGAAUCAGGUUUCUUCAUUGAACAACCCGUUCGGGCUUAUGCUUUCGUUCAACUUCAGCAACCCGUUCGAUCUGGACACUAACCUCACCAAACUGAUUCAAACUACAUCAAAGGCGCCCGGUGGAUCUGGCCCCGUCGGUAGUUACUCCCCUAACAGGAUUGAUGGAGCUCUUCUUCACAACGACGCAGAGUUCUACCUGUAUGGAGGUAAUCUCCAGAGAAGGACAGAUGCCUCGGAGGCGCCAGACGAUUCCAAGGUCAUUCUCUGGCGUCUCCACGAUUAUGGUCCAGAGAAGGGGCUGUUCAGGAAUGGCAGCGGUCAGCAGACCUUUCCCGACGGCGUCUCGCCGUUGGUAACUUACGGAGCAGGAGUCAGCGCUCCAUCCGAAAACAAAGCGUGGUACAUCGGUGGCAUGCGUUCACCUGUCUGGGGCGAGAUCUACCGGUCCAGCACCAAUAAGUCCAACGUCGCCAACACGACGUCAGACUCUCUCAUCACCCUUGACAUGUCGACACAGCUAUCCGAGACGUUCUCCAACAAGACGUUGGAAGAUGCGCAACAAAGUCCCGAGUUCACACAAAAGAUUGAUAUUUACGACAUUGCUGCGGACAAAUGGUAUCAACAAGAGACUACAGGCGGACCUGGCGCCGUCACCCGAGGUUGCGCCGUCCUGGCCACUGCAGCCGAUCGCUCCAGCUUCAAUUUGUACUACUAUGGCGGUUACCCUGGUAUCAGCCUAAGUGAGGGCUUCAGCGAUGCUGUCUGGGUUUUGUCCAUGCCAUCGUUCCAGUGGAUCAAGCUGAACGAUGGCAAGACGCUACAUGCCCGCGCCGGUCACCAAUGCGUGAUGCCCUACCCGGACCAGAUGUUGGUCAUUGGAGGAUACGCGCAAACAUCGGGUGCUGGCAACAGACCCUGCGUCCAAAACUUUUUCCAUGUCUUCAAUGUCUCGAGCGGAGAGUGGCAGGACAGCUACAGUCCCAGCAAGUGGUCCAACUACACCGUUCCGACCGCCGUUCAGAGCAAGAUUGGUGGUGACGCCCAGGGCUCGGCAACGGCCACGACACCGGUAGUAUCAGGAGGCUGGGCUGAUCCGAGUCUCUCAGCUGUCUUCGCCGCCGAGUACACAACAAAAAUCAACACAUGGUACCCCUACACUGAGGCGAAAGAGACUGACCGGCCGAUUGUUGACGAUCCUGGCAAUGGUAACAACAACGGUGGUAGUGGCGGCACUCCGAAAUGGGUCGCGCCCGUUCUAGGAGUUGUCUUAGGUCUCGUCUUUAUCACUGGCAUCUUGGUCGGUUUCUGCCUUUGGCGUCGUCGCAAGGUCCUCAGGCAGGGCAACGGGACUGCGACCGCCACUGACGACAACGGAUCACGCAUCAUCUCCUGGAUUAGAGGCCAGCCCAAUACCUCACCUCGCGCAGAACUUCACGGCGUGGGCCUCACCCCGGUCGAAAUCAUCAAUAAACACACCCACUUCGGCACGGGCAACGGCUCCAACCCCGGCACAACACAUCAAUCGUCCUAUUACGCCUCCGUCUCCAGCAACGAGAACGCAUCCUCCCUCUCGCGGUCGUCGGGCGUUCUCGGCUUCCAGACCCGUGCGCAGUCCCCCGAACCCGGGCCGCCUUCCCCGCCUGUCACCCACUCCACCCCAGCCGGUCGCCACGACUCCGAUGUCUCGGGUCUGAGCGACAACGAGACUCGGCACCUGAGACACAUCAGCCAGGCGACGGUCAGCUCGGCAUCAUCUGGUGGCGAGCAAGAGGUUUCCGGUGCGCAGCAGGGUGCUCGCGGAGUACCCGCGACGGUACCGGAGACGCCUACACCUGGUAUCCCUGAGACACCGACACCGGGACAUCCGAGCCCUCUUAGUCCACCAACAGGAGCUUCCGAUGGCGAGGAUUACAUCUCGGCGAGGAUGUUGCCGGUCAGUCCCGCUGGAACGGGCACGCUCAGGAGGAGUAUGUUCCACGAGAGUGAGGAUGAUCUUGGGUCCAAGAAGUAA